Molecule: messenger RNA, 378 nt
Organism: Arctia plantaginis
Lineage: Eukaryota; Metazoa; Arthropoda; Insecta; Lepidoptera; Erebidae
Source: the annotation of a GenBank genome assembly
AUGAUUCACAAGUGGUGGCAUAGGUUUGUCCGCAAACGGACUAAACCUAUUCCAGAAGAUACAGCAGUACUUUGGAAGCGUCGGCUGAGUAUAGUUUAUGGAUUAUUGGCAUGGAAUGCAUUUGGUAUUGUUUUAUAUAGUGCUUUUAAAGGAAAAACUGAUUGGGCUCAUUAUUAUGGCAUCAAAUCUGAUGAAGAAUAUUCCACUCCCCCAGGUCAAGCUUGGGCAAGUACUUUGGGAAUAAAGAAUGCUAAAGUGUAUAGAAUAUCAGGCUUCAAAAAAGUGGAUGAAUAUGAUAUUAUUGAUGGGCAGGUUGACAAGGGUGAAGUUGAAAGCAGAACAGAUGAUAUUAUACGAGAUGAUGAUAAAUAUCAAUGA